UUCACAAACUGCUUUUACAGUACAGCGACAUAAAUUGAAAAUGCAGUAGAAAUACAGCAAAAUCGAGUGAAAUAAAUAAACAAUUAUAGUAAUAAUAAAAUUUAAAUGGUGGAUUUAUAGUUUGUGUGAAGAACAGAGUUCGUAUGCAGUAAUAAUGUCCACCACGGCAUAUGAGCACGACGCUGAUGGUUGCAAAUUUAUCCCAGCCACUCAGAGACCUGAUGGCACUUGGAGAAAGCCAAGACGAAUAAAGGAUGGCUAUGUACCGCAAGAGGAAGUACCACUUUAUGAGAGUAAAGGUAAACAGUUCAAAGCGCGACAGAAUACCGGGCUCCCAGUGGGCCUGACUCCGGAAAUAGUAGCAGAAGCACAGAGGUCCAGAAAAAACCAAAGUGGAGUGUUACAGCCUAUACCAGGCAUGGUGAUAAAUGUGGAGAAGAAGAAGAAGAAAAAGAAGACAGCAGGAAUAGAUGAUGCAGCUGAUAAACUUGCCAAAUGUGAAAUAACUGAACCAGUGUUCACUAGUGCAUCCUCAUCACCAGCCAACACACAGGCACCGGCCGAUCCAGCGAAAAAACUCAAGAAUCUAAGAAAAAAGCUCAGGGACAUUGAGUGCCUCGAGGAGAAAAUAAAGUCAGGCAAUCUCAAAAACCCGGAUAAGGAUCAAAGAGAGAAGAUGUCAAAGAAAAACGAUAUCAUAAAAGAAAUUGAACUUUUAGAGAAACAGAAUAGUGUAUAAGUUAAGCCAAAUUAUAUGAGUGACAUUAUAUUUUAUGAUCAGUUUGAUGUGUUGAUUUAUGAACAAGAGUAUGGUAAUGAUAUU
Molecule: messenger RNA, 823 nt
Organism: Achroia grisella
Lineage: Eukaryota; Metazoa; Arthropoda; Insecta; Lepidoptera; Pyralidae
Gene: Pym
Product: partner of Y14 and mago
Exons: 3
Coding region: 155-739 (194 amino acids)
Biological process (GO): exon-exon junction complex disassembly
Cellular component (GO): exon-exon junction complex; cytoplasm
Molecular function (GO): RNA binding
Source: RefSeq, a predicted model, not a curated record